GGCUCAGCGGCGCGGCGUGACUCGUUUUUUGGGUGAGCCAUGACGUUUCAGGCAGCCCGGCGCGCGCGGCUUAAAGAGCUGCAGGUGUCGGAUGAGUGCAUCAAGUCCUCCUUCUGGCAAGGAUGCCCGCCAAAGGGGGGCACGACGGAGAAGGCGGAGCCGGUGCGGGUGCUAAUGUACAACGUUUUGGCCGACGCCAUGUCCUGUGAUGGCUUUUUGGUGAAGCCAGUCCUGGCGGAUUGGCCGGCGGCGCCCGGGCACGUGCCCACCUGCGACGGGGGGGCGGAGGCGCCCUUCGAGGAGCUCUUGAAGGAGAUGCUGGCGGCGAAGGCCGACGUCUCCAAGCUCGAGGAAUGCAAGAAGAAGUACAACCGCGAGGAGUCGGUCAAGAACUUGAACGCAGUGGUUGAUUGGCAGGCCCGAAAGCUGCAGAUGAUGUGCAUCAUCGAUUGCUUCAGCCCGGACGUCCUGGUUUUUGCAGAGCUGGACCACUACGAUCAGUUUCUGCCGCUCCUACGGGAGCUGGGCUACGAGUCUCAGCUGGAAAGCUGCAAGAAGGAUCAUCCUCAAUACCGACCUGCGCAUUUGGACAGCUUCUGCGACAAGGAUGAGGCUUUGCGGAAAGACUUUGAGAAGGAGUGGUCUGCCAGAGGCUUUGGCUUUUUUCCCCACCUGGCGUCUGCAAGCAUGCAUGUUCACAUGCAGAGGACAGGCUUGGGGCGCAAGAUCCUGGAGACUCUGGACCCCAAGCUUUGCGAGAAGCUGACGGAUAAGAAGAAGGGCGGCCUCGCAAGGACAUGGUACCAGAAAGUCCCGCGCGGAAUGUCUGAGCAGUUGCUAGAGAAGGCCGGCGCCAUGCCCACGUCGCUGGACGACAUGGGGGUGGCGAUUUUCUGGAAGAGCUCCCGUUUCGAAGCUCACGAGCUCAAAGUGCAGAGCUUCCCCCUGGGAGGCAAAGGCUUGCUACAGGUGACGCUGCAGGAUCAACAGAGCAAGCGCAAAUUCUCAGUGAUUGGCUGCCACCUGAGCUCCGGUGACUCAGCAAAGGAUGAGGAGGGCCGGCUGACCGAGGAGGUGCUCUGCCCAGGUGGACUCUUGGAAGCCGUGCAUGACGUCAAGGCUGCGGGCCAAGGCCUCAUCCUCUGCACGGACUCGAAUUCGCAUCCUCAGAUCACAGCUGCCGAAACAGAGGGCUCCUGCUGGAAGCAUUUGCGGAGAGGCGCUGGCGCUUCGGUCUGGGACGACUUCUUCGAUGAGUCGGGGAACCCGCUGACCAAGGACGCCUUAGAUCCUCCCGUGACCUCCAACAAGGUCCGCGGCCCCCUGAGCGAGCAAGCCGCAAAGAUCGGCACCCACGCGUACUACCUCAUCGACCACAUCUUCUUCUCCCCGGCAUCUUUCCGAAUGCUGCAGCACGCCUACGUGCCUCAGCGCUUUCCCACCUCCGAGGCCAACGUGGCAGCUUUGGAGGAGGUGCAGCCGAGCUUGCACAACCCCUCAGAUCACUACCCCGUCAUCGCGGACCUGGCCUGGGAGGCGGAAACCUUCUGAGGUGCGG
Messenger RNA from Effrenium voratum, 1558 nucleotides. The record is from the annotation of a GenBank genome assembly. Lineage: Eukaryota; Dinophyceae; Suessiales; Symbiodiniaceae.